Messenger RNA from Nannospalax galili (Upper Galilee mountains blind mole rat), 3620 nucleotides. It is a transcript of the gene Iqub, whose product is annotated as IQ motif and ubiquitin domain containing. Bases 609 to 2993 code for a protein of 794 amino acids. Lineage: Eukaryota; Metazoa; Chordata; Mammalia; Rodentia; Spalacidae. The transcript is spliced from 13 exons. The record is from RefSeq and is a predicted model, not a curated record. Gene Ontology annotation, cellular component: acrosomal vesicle; motile cilium. Gene Ontology annotation, biological process: cilium assembly.
ACUACAGUGUUGGAGACCAAGACUUGAAGUCUUACAUCUGAGCAGUACUUUUUGGUUAGGAACAAACUAUUGUUACUUUAACACUUCCUCAAAGAAGUUAAUAGAAAAAACAAAGCUUUGCUGCUGCUUCGGACUCAUUAAGUGAAGUGUUUAAUAGCUAUACUCUCCCUUUUUUCUUUGGCUGCUAGGAUUCUAAAAGCUAAGGUCGAAAUAUUGCAAAAGCAAGUCAACAUUGAUGGUUGUAAACCUGUGCUCUUUUCUAUCUUUUCUUGCCUCUCAAUGUUUGUAUCUGCUUUAAGGAAAAUCUGUGCGUUUCAGUUGAUUACAGACUAUCUUUUAAAAGAGUGAAAGGAAUCACUUUCAAGUCUCAGUUCCAGGGAGAGGGCGGGGAGGGGCCAGGUAAUUGUUUUCUCUUCUGGCUUCUAGGCUUUCUGCCUCUGCGCACUGGUUCCUUUGCAACACGCAUGAGUGGUGCCUUGGCUGAGGAAGCUGUGCCAGGACCGUUGCUAGGAUACAGCUAGCAACAGCGCAUAGAAGUAGUAGGGAGCUGCUUCUGAAGAUCCGAGAAACCUCUUGGUCUAGACUAGCUGCGUUUCGUGAACAGGAAAAUGUCUGAUGAAGAGGAACCGGUUGAAGCUCAGAAAGCAGCAGAUUCCUCAGUGGAGGGCGAUGCUGCUGCUGACAUCAUCAGCAUUCCUCUCCCUUCAGAAGGGGAGGGAUCAGAAGUAACUGCUGAGCUAGAGUCUAAACUGGAGGAGGAGGAGGAGUACAGCACCGAGAGUGAGGAGACAACGGAGGAGCAGAGUGGACGCCGCUUCUCAACUGCAAAGUCAUACGAUACCAAGCCAUCAAGGGAAGGGGAUAAGAUCCCCGGAAAAUCUUCACAAUCUCUAGAACAGGACUCAACACAGUCAGGCAACCAGAUUCCAGAAGAUGACCCACUGUCAUUUCUGAAUAAAAUUAAAAAUAUAAAGGAGACUUUGCAGUCUUCAGUCAAAGAGUCUUCGGCCACAGUAAAAAUUGUGCUUAUUCCUGCUGGCCAAGAAAUCAUAAUGCCUUUUAGAGUUGACAUCCCAUUUAGAUACCUCAAGGAGCACUUUGCACGCUUAUUAAACAUCCCACAUUUUGUCCUGCAAAUAACCUUCUUAGGAGUAAUUAUUGGUAGUAAUGAGACUCUAAUACAACAUGGUGUUAAACCACAAGAAAUAGUACAAGUGGAUAUCUUUUCCACACAUCAAGAUCAAUAUCCAGUCAAAAGAAUAGAGGGAUUGAGUGGAGGCUCCCAGAUCAUAACUGUCACCGUACAGACCAGCACUGAUCGCUACGAGGAGGUAGCUGUUGAGAUUGUAAAAUCUGACUUCCACAAGCCAUUUCUUGGUGGAUUUAGACAUAAAGUAACAGGAAAAGAAUAUCACAAUGCUGGAACACAAACUGUACCUAAAAGUAUUGCUGAAAAACCCAGUCUAUUUUGUAGGGACACCCAGACAGUUUUUCAGAAAAAGAAGCUCCAACAAACUACAAAUACAACAUCCACUCAAAUGAAUAAAAUCGGUGUAUAUAUAUCAAAUAUGACUGAUAAACUGGUAAAACCAGGAAGGUAUUUUUCUGCAGCAGAAUAUCAUGCUCAAAGGCUACAGGCGGUGCUAGUAAUACAAACUUGCUAUAGGCGAUGGCGUGCUAAAUGCUAUGUGGAGAGCUUAAAAAAACAAAAAAAAUUGAGGUUGGAGUGGGAAGCAGAGGACAAGCUUAGGAAGAUCAGAGAGAAAGAAGAGUGGCUGCAGAUGGACUACUACCGGAGACACAAUCCCAAGACAAACGAAGACUUUGAGCUUCUUUACAAUGCACUGGAACUCUGGCGGCAAGAAGAAGUUGCACAGAUUGACCAACACUUAACUCAAGCUGAAAGGAAAGCUACUUUGUGUGAACUUUUGGAAAAAGAGACGCAGAUAAUUGCCUCCAUUGGGAGACAUAGGUGUAUUGCUCGUAUGGAGAGCCAGGAAGCAGCAAUACAAGGUUUUUUGGACAAGUGUUCGGCUCCAAAGACCUGGAGAAGACCCGAUGGCAAAACCAUUGAAGUGGAUACACAGUUCACCAUAAGAGCCAGAGAGCUGCAAAGCAUCUACAAGUGCAUUAUGCUGAAAGACCUCUCUCAAGAUGAGAGACUGGAUAUACUUUUGACCCUUAAGCACACUGUGAAGGAACAUGAAUGUAAACUGACCCAGGAAAUCCUAGAAUUGAUUGACAGAGAAGUUGACCUCAUGAUGAGGGGAGUCAAACCUCAUAACCUUGAAGGACUCAGAAAAAGAAUUGCAACACUCUUUUUUCACUAUAUCAAAACACCUCUGUUUAAUCCUGAGGUUGCAAGAUUCCUUAAGGUCCCUCAAGACCCACUGAAGUUCUAUGAUAAGAUUUACUUUUGUCACAGUUGCCAGUUAUAUUUGCCUUCUGUAGCAUUUUCUGUGUCGUCCACUUCCCGUCGUGUGUACCGCUGCCGUCACUGUGUGAACCUUGAGAAUGAAAUUCAAAAAAGGGAAUCAUUUUUGAAGUACAAAUGUUUACUUCAACGGCUCUACUAUUCAGAAGCUAAUUAUGGUGAUGACUCUCAAAUUGCUUUUUUGAUGCAGCUUCAAGAUAUUCAGUAUUUGACAGAGAACAUCUGGGCAUCCCAGUCCAUCCUUAGUGCCUGGGAUGAUCUCAAUGACCUGGUAAUGGUCAGGUGGGAUAAGUCUGUGGAGUGGUCUCCCUGGAACUGCAUUCUUCUCACCAAAGAUGAAGGGGAAGCUCAUCUUAAGAUAGAGAAUAUUGAAGAGGGAUAUGGACGCCUUUUUCUUCACAUGAUCAAACACAAACAUAUCUUGGCUAAGAACUAUUUUUCUCAGAUUCCAGUGCUGGCUUCAUUUAUACAUGAAGAUGGUGAAAUAGAAGUGAUCAGAAGUAAAUACUCCAUAGAUAGGCCAUCUAAACUUAUAGAAGCGCAUGGGACUCAUCAUUAGUGGGUUCCAAAGCAUUUAUUUAAUGAUGGGCAUUUCUGAUCUCUGCUAAAGGAGUAAUACAGGGGUCAUGUAAUUUGCAAACAUGCAUUUGUCCUUUUUAUUGGUUUUAAUUAUCUUUGUUUUCAUAGUAUUAUAUGGUAUAUGAGGAGAAAACUGUAUAAAUGAGCCGUUGUUGGAUGGUAGUGCUAAAUUAUUCUCUGAUUUUAUUAAGAUUAAUAAUUUAAAGACAAUAUAUAGUUUUUCUAUUUUCAUGUUAAAUUUAAAAAAUUAAAUGUUUUAUAGUUAAAAUACAACAGCCAAACAAAACCUUGGCCUAGCUUUCAAUGCAAGUAAUUUACUUAAUAUAUUAUAGUUUUAGGAGUGUAAUUAUUUCUUAUAAGACUGUAUUUUGAUAUAGGGAUUUGAAGUUUUGCCUUUUAUUGUCUGCUUUUACCUUUUAACCUUCCCAUAAUCCAAGAAAAGAAACUGUAAACAAAAAAUUUCUGCAUUUCAUGCUGCGAAACAGGGCAAAUAGUGAAAAUAUUAUCUAUGGAGGAGACUUCCUGUGGGGCAAUGGUGAGAUUCAGUAGGAAGGAUGAACUUGAUCCAAUCAACUGUAUCAACUCAUUUCUUAAUAAACUUAAGGAA